Molecule: messenger RNA, 1552 nt
Organism: Megalopta genalis
Lineage: Eukaryota; Metazoa; Arthropoda; Insecta; Hymenoptera; Halictidae
Source: RefSeq, a predicted model, not a curated record
ACUCGCGUACGUACACACGCGACCAAGUACCGACCGACGAUAUCCCAGCAACUUCUCUAAUUGGCUGGCCUUCUUGAGCCGCGAAUAUUACGUUCUACUACGACCGACAUCGCGCUUCGAAAACCGCUGAUUGGAUCGAUUCCUCGCAAAGCUUCAUUCACCUGUUUGAUUUUAUGCAUAUUUAAUGGACAAACUUUCUUAAUGCCGAGAAGUCGGCGCUGGCCGCCGGGGAAAACCUGAUUUUACCAUUGACACCGCGGGACGUUCGCCGAAACGUCAUGCGCGUAUGCGAAACAUUAUUUUAUUUAUACUUGCCGCUUUCUCGGCUUUCAAUCGCAACUUUAUAAACACGAAAUAAUUCCAUGAUUCGUGAACGAUAAUAAUGUACAUCUGCAGUGAAUGACACCGUCUCGGCGUAGUCGAAAAAUGAAAUCGUUGGUAAACGUACUCGUGUAUGAAUUUUUAGAAAUAAAUGGUACGAUAUGGAUGAAUAUCAAAAUGUUUAUGUAUUUUCUCCCCGCAUUACAAUUACUGAACGCACCUUGAGUGACGACACGCUAGGAACACUCAGGCCCUAUCAACCUAUCAAAUUAUAUCAAACUGGAACACUUUGAAAUAAUGUUCCUAACAGAAACAGGCGGCCAACUCGAGAACUUGCGUGUCUGACGAUUACGGUGACGGGUCGACGAAAGGAAGCUGGUUCCAUUUACAAACACGAUCGCCCGCUAAAUAACAUUCAAGAUUCAUUGAAAGAGGAGCUAAUUUACUACACGAUCCGAGUAUUAUUCAGUUUUUUCUUAGCCGGACUCGGUAUUGCAAACAGUUUCAACAAUGGCUGUACCAUCAGAGGAUGUUAUGAAUCCAAGCCUAAAUGAUCCUGUAACCAAAGCAGUGGUGGAUAAUAUAAUGGGUAAUUUACCCACAAAGAAACCUUUCGUUCGGUGUGACGAUUGCGAUCUAUCAUUUACAAGUCAAACAGUGUUAGAUACACACUUACAAGGUGCCAGACAUGCUAAACAGAUCAGAUCAAAGAAUAUAAUGGCAACCCUUGAAGAAACAAAAGUGGCAUUCUCAAAAGAUGAGGAAACAAAUGGACUAAAAUGUAAUGUGUGCAACGUAUGCCUAAACUCUAUACAACAACUACAAACGCAUUUGAAUGGUAUCCAAAUACAUCAAGGGAGCCGACAUAAAAAGAAAGCAAUGAGAGGUGAGUGGAGUGGCAAAGAAGUUGGAAGUCCAGUGACAUCACCUCCCAUGAAUACCCAGGACAGCUCUGCAUCGAAAGACGUGUCGCUUUCGUGCAACAUGUGCAACAAGAUUUUUAAUUCCCCAGCACAAUACAACGUGCACAUAACAUCAAAGAAGCACACUAGUAAGUUAAAGCAAGCUAAAAUUUUAAAAAAGAAAAGGUUCUUUCCAUAUUGGAAAAAGCCUAAACCUGGUGCAAAUCCCAAAAAUCUUGUUCAAUCGUUGUCAAAUAAUUUUGUACCAGGAGGUUUUACGAAUCAAACAUAGAUAAAAAUAUAUUAGAACCGAUGCAUCUAUUUUAAUA